This is a messenger RNA of Symbiodinium natans, 726 nucleotides long. NCBI's taxonomy places the organism in Eukaryota, Dinophyceae, Suessiales, Symbiodiniaceae. The record is from the annotation of a GenBank genome assembly.
AUGGAUUUCCAGAACCGCGUCGGCCACAAGUUCGGGACGGCAGGUCCCGCCACAGAUCAGGAGAUUGCAGCAGACAGGCGGGAGCGGCUUCGCAAACUUGCGCUGGAAACCAUCGACUUGUCAAAGGAUCCAUACUUCAUGCGCAAUCACCUGGGCAGCUAUGAGUGCAAGCUGUGCCUGACGCUUCAUACCAACGAAGGAAGCUACCUGGCGCACACGCAGGGCAAGAAACACCAGAUUAAUUUGGCCAGACGCGCUGCCCGCGAGAAGCAGGAUGCGACGAUCCAGCCGCAGCCGCAGACUUCUUCAGGACCGCGCAAAACUGUGAAGAUUGGCCGGCCCGGUUAUCGGGUGACGAAGGAGCGGGACCCCGACAGUCAGCAGAAGGCUUUGCUCUUUGAGAUUGAGUACCCCGAGGCCUUGGAAAGGGUGAAGCCUCGACACCGGUUCAUGUCUGCCUACGAGCAGAAGGUGGAGCCGCCCGAGUCGAAGUUCCAGUACUUGCUCACAGCCUGCGAGCCUUACGAGACGAUUGCCUUCAAGGUUCCGAACAUGGAAAUUGACAAGGCCGAGAAUAAGUUCUUCACAAGCUGGGACCCACAGCGAAAGGUGUUCACCAUGCAGAUCUUCUUCAAAGACCGUGAAGAGAAAGAACUCCCGGCUCUCCCUCAGCGCCCUGGCACCACCAACCUGGCAUUCCAUGGUGGCGGGGGCUUCACCCGCUGA